This is a messenger RNA of Procambarus clarkii (red swamp crayfish), 4827 nucleotides long. The record is from RefSeq and is a predicted model, not a curated record. NCBI's taxonomy places the organism in Eukaryota, Metazoa, Arthropoda, Malacostraca, Decapoda, Cambaridae.
GGUGGCAGUGUGAGUGUGGCGACUGAGGUAUUGUGUAUUGCUAGUGUGUCUGUGUACCAGCUGGUGGCUAGUGUUCCCUACCCCUCACACCCUCACACUCCCUCCUUCACCCUCAGAGUGUUAACCUACUCAUAGAACAGUGUGGAGUGUGAUCCCGAGGUACCACUGUGAGGGAAGUGAGGAUAAAGGAUGAUGGCACAUGAAGAGGAGCAGAAGUUUAUUCAUAUCAAUCCAGAUUUCUUCACUUCUAAAAGGCAAACCAAGCCGAAAGUUCAUGUCAACCCAGCCUUCCUACUCAAGUCUAAAGGAACCCAGUCUGAAGCAGAACGUUUAACAAAUAUUGAUCCCCAACCUACUCCAGAUGAUCCUCCGCAGAAAUUUUAUCCCACUAGAAAUAUUCUUAUGAAACAAAAGGAGCUUUCAAAGCCAGUUCCUAGUAAGAGUCAUAUUAAAAACACAGAGUCUUCGUCUGUAAUUGGUACUUAUUCAUCUGGCGGAUGCUCUCUUGCGUUAGGCUAUACCAGUGAUAUUGACAUUUCUAAUGUCAAUUCACCAUUGAGAAAGCCAAAUGCACACACAUGUUCUGUGAGGACAUUUCCAAGUAAUGUGCAUGCAUUAAAUAAUACAAGCAUAGAAUUUCCCUCAGGAAACAACACUAAUCAACAUGUAUACUAUAAAUCUAAUACCUGUAAUGUUUCUGGAACUGGUUUAGUCAAACCAUUGGACUCCUUAGCAACAUACUCAAGUAAAAAAGUGAUACCCCCUUCUGUGUACUCAUGGAAAGCGAUCAGUGCUAAGGUUCCAACACAAAAUGCAAGUUUAGUAAAGCAGCCAGUAAGUCAGGUAUUAAAGACACCAGCCCCUCUUCAUAACUUCUCGCCCCAUAAAUUUCAUUACCAAAAUUUAUCAAAUGGAAAUAUUCAGAAGAGAUUUCCCAGUCAACCUGUAACAUCGAGAAUGUCCAGUACAGAUGAAAGUAAGUUAAAAGUGGCUAGUAACAUAAAUAUAUAUUCACCACAACAGGUUAGAUAUAAUUUUUGUGAUGUGCAAAGACAGGACACUGCCCUUCAAGCUAAAACUGUACCAAGUAUCAUAAAGUCAGUUGGCAAUUGCAAAAGUUCAAAUAUCUUGCCUUGUAAAAACAAGCAUCAUUCAUUCGGGAAUGAAAGUGAAAACUCUGAUGGGGUUGUUCAACUAUCUGAAACUCAUUCUCAGUCUAGAAAUUCAAAUAUACUUAUAAACCCAAAACUUUUAAAAUAUUUGUCUAGUAAUAGUACCCAAGACAAAAAAAGUUCAGCAAUAUCUAAACCAGAGUCAACGCCUCUGCCAUCAUGCAUAAUAUCAAACACUGGCCAAACUACUACCUUUCCACUAAAAUUGAUAAAUAAAAAUACCAUAGCAACUGCUGAUGCAUCAAAGGGAGUUAGAAAGUAUAAAGUUAUCUCUAAAACAAAACUCGUACGACAAACUUCUGUUAAUUGCUCAAGUCUAACUUCUGUUCAAACAAGAAAUAAUAUUACAAAAGUAAUAGCUGAAACUCCUAAGAGAAAUGGUAAAUAUAAGAUAAUCUCUAAAACAAAGCUUGUCCGAAGACGCUCGGGUAACUCUUUUAGUGAUGAAACUAAAAAAGUUGCUACUAAGGCAACACCAUGUGACAACGGGAGUUUGUUUGAGUGCUCUCCUAGGUUUCCAGCUAUCUCUGUACCUUUCAGAUUUACAGCAAGACCCCGUAGAUACUCUGUAGGCACAAAGGCAAGCCCUAAAAGACGUUACUCGUUUGUGACCCAUUCAAAGCUAAAUAGACGCCUUUCUACUAGCAGCAGUACAAAUGGAGAUGGAAUGUCCGGGAAGCCAAAAUAUUCCAUAAAGACUAAGACAAAACUUGUAAGAAGAUAUUCUGGCAAUGGCUCUAGUGAUUUAAAAUCUAAUACUAAUCAAGAUGGAGAAGCAAAUACCAGUAAGGUAUUAGAUGUAGAAAGAAAGACAAAAUUCUCUGUUCUCUCAAAGACUAAGCUGGUCAGAAGAAAAUCAGAUUUUGGGCUGUAUAAAACUAAAGCUGCUAAAUCCACAGCUAAAGCUACCUCAUGUGAUCCAUAUAUGGGGACACUUAUCAGGCGUCAUAAACUGGUGCGUAAUAUACCGAUGUCGUCAGGAAAGGCAGCUGAGGAUUCUCAUAAAAGAUGCAUAAAGACUGUAUACAAGAUCAUAAACAGAAGUUCCAAGCUUUCACCCAAGCAAAAGGCUGCAAGAGGCAUUAUCUCAAAGUACAAGAUUAAUCGUUUGAAGUCCGAUUCUGCAGAGCCUGUGAAGAAAAAUAAUUUCAGGAAAUUUAACUCUGUAUUAAAAUCAGAGUUUUCACAUGCUGCAAGAAAGGGUGCUGUCAAGCAUUCUGAUCGCAUCAUUAAUAUUGGAGGGAUUCUCUACAAAUCGACAAAAACUUCACUUACAAAACAGCUUUCGAAGAUUUAUCAGAAAAGUAAGUCAUCAGAUUCUGGCUGCAUUGUAUGGCUUGGUGGAGAUCAGUUUCACUUAAGCUUUGGAGGAAAAACUCUGAGAAGAAUUACAAAGGGAUCGGAGACCUUACCUUCUGAUCACAGUCUUUCAAGGGUUCACAUUGGUGGUCUUACAUAUUCUCGCACCAAAGCUGGCCAAUACGAAUUGACAAAAAUCCACCAAGCCAGGGCUGUUCUGAGCUCAGCAAAGCAGCGCAGUAUGAUAACACUUUCACAGAGGCACAAAAAGGGUGUUCUACAGAUACGCAAUGAACACUGCAUCUUUUUUAACCGAUUUGGAAGAUGCUCCAAGAAGGAUAGAGGAGGAUGCCCAUAUAUUCAUGAUCCAAAGAGAGUUGCGGUAUGCACUAGGUUCCUGAGAGGUAGAUGUCCUGUCAACAACUGCCCAUUUUCACACAUAGUAGAUCCAGAUAAGAUGCCUGUAUGUUCACAUUUUGUACGCGCAACAUGUACACGGGAUGGGUGUCCGUAUCGCCAUGUCAGAGUUAACCCGUCUGCACCAAUAUGCCUAGACUUUCUCAAAGGACAUUGUCUUUCAGGAGAAGCAUGUAAGAAGCAACAUAUUUUGGUAUGUGAAGAGUUCAGCAGAACAGGUAAGUGUCCAAGAGGUGUGUCUUGUCCACUGUCUCAUCGCAAAGGACGAGGCAAGAAGAGAAAAUCUGUUUCUUUGGAACCACCUAUUGGAGAAAAGAUGCAGCCAUCUGUUUCUCGGCACAAGAAAAGAAAAAUAAGUGAAAGCAGAGAUGUACUUGGAGGACCAAAAGUUAAAAGAAAUGGGAAUAAAUCAAGAGGAAAAACAACUAAAGCUGUCAAGCAAAGAUAUUUCCAGGUAAUGUCGUUGGUUGAAGAUAAAGAAACGCAAGAAGAAUCGGAGUUUAGUAGAGAUUAUACAGAAGAAGCAAGGGAGAGAGACGGGGAGGAAAGAGCACUGGAUAUAAAAAGUGAUAAAGUGUUUGUCACCCAUAAUCAUCUGGCCAGAACUCUUGACAAAUGUUCCCAAGAAGUUUUGACAAACAAUAAAGUGCGUGGUAUGGCUUCGACUUUAGGUUGUCAUCUUUCCCCAAACACUUCAGACUUUCAGGAAACCAGACAGCGAUUGUUACAUAGAGUUGAUAAAAUGAAAAGUUUUCAUAGUGCACAUAAGCAUAUUGUAGAAGGGGAAAACGACACUAAAUUACAAUUUGUAACCCAGGCAAAGAAAGAGAAGGAUUUAUCAUUUAGCAAAACUGACCUGCCAAAUUACGUUGAUCAAGAUGAGGAAAUCGAUAAAUUAACUGUUGAUAUAAAAGUACAGAGUAAUGAAAAAAAUAUAGAACAUGUAAAAAGUGAUAACAAGCUCUUUAACAAUGAAACGCGCAUAUUAACAAAGUCACAACUCCCACACACGUUACCGUCUUACAUCCCUCUAAGUAUGAAUGAUGAUCACCAGGAUUUGUAAUGGAAAUGUGAUAGAAAGUUUAGGUGUAUUGUUUUAUUUUUGUCACUGUUAGCUAUGUAAUACAAGUUGAAGUCUUACUAAAUAUUUGGACAAGUCGUGUAUCGGAGGUGCUUGAGCACAUCAAUACGGGUGAAUAGGAAAUUACUGACCAAAGAUUUUAUGUGGCGUAGAUGCAGUCUUGGUCAUUGUUUCAAUUUCAUAGCAUGUGUUUAUAUAUAUACUCUUGUAUAUACAUUAUUUUAGAUCGUAUUUUCAUCAUUUAGUAACGAGUAUGUCAAACAUACUGUCAUGUGCCAUAUGUAAGGUUGAAAACAUUUUUAGUGUAUUGUGCAAUUUAAUAUUGCAGAUGGUUUACUACUUUUAAAUUCUUAAAUUUUCCAUUGAUUACGUUUGCAGAAAACGUAUCCAUGCCACAUUAUUUUCCUUAAUAUUUUAUAAAACAUUUAGUCACUGUAUGUGUAUCAUCAUCUAAUUUCCAUGCUCUGGAGAUUACUAUGUAAGCAUGAGAAAUCUUUUUAUUACUGUGCUCCCAGGGAGAAGAUAUGAUGAGAAAUUGUGGUGCCACAAAAUUUAGACGUGUGUGUUGUUGUUGUUGUCUUGUACUUUUAAAAGGUAUAUCUGUGAUACAAAAUCAGUUGAUGAGAAGCAGUGGUAGUAUGACAAGUAAUUUUUUUCUCGAUAAGAUGUUGUUCAAUAUUUUCAGUUAAAUAGACUUGAACAAAAUUAAAUGUGGGAGUCAUUAAUGAAAGCUCUGAAGGAACGCAUCUUCUCUCUCUUUCAGCACCGUGUUAUGCCUUAGUACUGAAAAUCUGAGGUAGCACCAAUUUGUACUGUUUGCUGCCCCGUAAUGAUUAUUUCAAUCACUUUAAAGUGUUG